Molecule: messenger RNA, 9258 nt
Organism: Chelonoidis abingdonii (Abingdon island giant tortoise)
Lineage: Eukaryota; Metazoa; Chordata; Testudines; Testudinidae
Source: RefSeq, a predicted model, not a curated record
CGAUUGAUGCUCAUACCCGCCGGCCCCGCCCCAAGUCUCGCGGGAAGUGACGUCAUCGAGCUCGGGAGGGGGAAGCGUUGGUUUCCGGGUUGGCGGGGGUUGCUCAGGAGCCUGGCGCAGUAUGGAGCGGCCCCCGGUGGGCGCGGCGCUGCGGGGACACCCCGGAGGCAGCUGCGGCCCCUGGGAAAUGCGGGAGCGGCUGGGAACUGGCGGCUUCGGCAACGUCUGUCUGUACCAGCACCAGGUGCGGGGGGGCCUCCAGUAGCCACCCGGGAUUCAGGUGAUAAGAUAGCUAUUAAAUCUUGCCGACUGGAACUAAGCAUGAAAAACAAAGACCGGUGGUGCCAUGAAAUCCAGAUCAUGAAGAAGUUAAACAACCCCUGUGUAGUAAAGGCCUGUGAUGUUCCAGAGGAGAUGAACUUCCUAGUUAAUGAUGUCCCUCUUCUUGCAAUGGAGUACUGUUCAGGAGGUGAUCUCAGGAAGCUGUUAAACAAACCAGAAAAUUGCUGUGGACUUAAGGAAAGUCAAAUACUUUCUCUGCUUUGCGACAUUGGGUCUGGUAUCCAGUAUUUGCAUGAAAACAGAAUUAUACACAGAGAUCUAAAGCCUGAAAAUAUUGUUCUCCAGGAGGAGGGUGGAAAGACUGUUCACAAAAUAAUAGAUUUGGGAUAUGCCAAGGAUCUGGAUCAGGGAAGCUUAUGUACAUCAUUUGUUGGGACCUUACAAUAUUUGGCCCCAGAACUCUUUGAGAGUAAGUCCUACACUGUUACUGUAGAUUACUGGAGCUUUGGAACAAUGGUGUUCGAGUGUAUUGCAGGAUUUAGACCCUUUUUACACAAUCUACAGCCAUUUACCUGGCAUGAAAAAAUCAAGAAAAAGGAUCCAAAGCACAUUUUUGCUUUUGAAGAGAUGACUGGGGAGGUUCGGUUUAGUACCCAUUUGCCACAGCCUAACAGUCUUUGUAGUAUAAUUGUAGAACCAAUGGAGAGUUGGUUACAACUGAUGCUGAAUUGGGAUCCACAGCAGAGGGGUGGAGGUAUAGACACAGAAACCAGUCGACCGAGAUGUUUCCUGUUAAUGGAUUAUAUACUGAAUUUGAAGAUAGUACACAUCCUAAAUAUGACUUCUGCCAAGAUUGUUUCUUUUCUCUUGAAUCCUGAGGAAAGUCUUCAUUCACUUCAGUCUCGUAUUGAGCUUGAUACUGGAAUAAGUACUGGAAAUCAAGAGUUGCUUUUGGAGAUGGGAAUUUCCCUAGACCCUCGGAAACCUGCUUCCCAAUGUGUUAUUGAUGGUGUGAGAGGCUGGGACAGUUACAUGGUUUAUUUGUUUGAUAAAAGCAAAACUGUGUAUGAAGGACCCUUUGCUUCCAGAAGUCUGUCUGACUGUGUAAAUUACAUUGUACAAGACAGCAAAAUCCAGUUGCCAAUUUCACAGCUGCGUAAAGUGUGGGCAGAAGCCGUGCACUAUGUGACUGGGCUAAAAGAAGAUUACAGCCGGCUAUUCCAAGGGCAGAGAGCUGCAAUGUUGAGUCUUCUUCGAUAUAAUGCCAACUUAACCAAGAUGAAAAACAAUAUGGUGUCCGCAUCUCAGCAACUGAAAGCAAAGCUGGAAUUCUUUCAUCAGAGUAUUCAUCUUGAUCUGGAGAGAUACAGUGACCAGAUGGCUUAUGGAAUAUCCUCAGAAAAGAUGCUCAAAGCCUGGAAGGAAAUGGAAGUAAAGGCCAUCCAGUGUGCUGAGGCUGGAGAUAUUGGAUACCUAGACGAACAGAUUAUGGCUCUGCACACAGAGAUUGUGGAACUGCAGAGGAGUCCAUAUGCAAGGCGCCAGGGAGAUGUCAUGGAGAGUCUUGAACAAAAAGCCAUAGAACUAUACAAGCAAUUAAAACCAAGACCUCCAGAUCACGCCUACAGUGACAGCACUGACAUGGUGAAGAUUAUUGUGCAGACUGUUCAGAGCCAGGAUCGAGUUCUCAAGGAGCUCUUUGGACACCUUAGCAAGCUGUUAGGCUGUAAACAGAAGAUUAUUGAUUUACUUCCAAAGAUUGAAGUGGCUCUGAAUAACAUUAAGGAGGCUGACAGUUCGGUGAUGCAGAUGCAGGGAAAAAGGCAGAGGGAGAUCUGGCAUUUGCUGAAAAUUGCUUGUACUCAGAGUUCUGCUCGAUCUCUUGUGAGUUCCAGCAUCGAAAGUGCAGCCCCCUCUUCAACUGCUACAUGGCUCCCUCCAAACUCCUCUGGCAACAUACUCCAUCCCCUCUCUUCUAUGACAGCUCCUAGAGAUGGGGAAGUUUUUGCCCGUGUGAUAGAAGAGAAUCUGAACUAUCUGGACUGCUUUAGCACUAUCAUUCAAGAGGCAAAACAGGAGCAGAACAGCAGCAUGAUGAAUCUUGAUUGGAGUUGGCUGAAAUAAUUAAGGAAGACAAGCGGGCAUUGUUGCCAUCCCCAAUAUGUCCAUGUGCUCAAGGUUGGCUGGCAGUCUGCGAUGAGAUGAAACAGCCCAGUAUCAAUGUAAUGGUGUUGAUUCCACACUCUGCUGAUUCAGGACUGAAUAAUCUUCUCUCCCACUGCAUCCGGAUGACAGUUCUGCAAGAGGCAUUUUGUGUUUUGUAGAUGUUAGCGGACUUGAUUAUAAAGUACAUGGGCAGCAACAGAGACCCUGGCUUGUAUGUUUUGCUGCUAGAGGCAAAUGUUUUCCAACCUGCUGCCUCAUGUCAGGGCUUUUAAAUCCAUAUUGAGCUACCUAAAGAAGUAGCCUGAUUUUCAGAGAUGCUGAGUGAUCCUGGCUCCCACUACAUCCCUGAGCACUGCAAAUGCUCAGCACAUUUGAAAAUUACACCCUUUAUAUUUAGAAGCUUUUUAGGCACCUGGGUUUGGUUUGAAAAUGUUUGCGAUGGCCAGUCUUUCUAGCACUAUGACCUGUUCAUGCAGUCAGUGCCUGGAAGGCAGCUGUUGCUCUGACUGAUGAGCUGAGAUCAGGGCACUAUUUGAGAUGUUCUAUCUAUGGAGAACCUUUCCUGGAAGGAGGUACUCUGCCUCAGCAUUUGUUGUUAAUUUGUUUGGUGCUAGAGCAGCUGUGAGCUCUAGGGGAAGCAGAGGGAGCAGGUAUCAGGGAGGCGUUUUCCUCAUUUCGUCUGAGUAGGGAGAAGGCAGGGAGUAUCUUCUAGGUGCAGACAGAUCUCUGCUUUAAGUGGACAAGAUGCACAGUACAGGCUAUAGCAGUACCUGCAGUGUCCUGCUGGGGUGCUGGGCUACUGCACCUUCUUCUCCUGGGGCAGGCAUCUCGUAUUCACAAUCCCUGUAACAUUUUGUUUUCUGUUGCAAAAUGACAUAUUACUUAUGUUGUCUUGCACCCCAACCCCACAAAAUCCCAACCAUCUGAGCCUUGGUCUGGGGAAUGCAGUUUCUGAUGGAUGAAAGAAAAACACUACAGCCAUGGCUUUCCACCUGUGCUGUGCAUUCUUGUCCACUGAGAAGCAGUUUUGACAGAUGUUUUUUACUGAUCAGGAAAUGCUCCCCAAUUCCAAACAGACAGAAUUUUAUAUCCACUGGCUACUUAAAAUAUUUAAGAAUUCUAUUUGUUAAUUUGUGAUAAAUAUUAUAUUAUGUAGAACCUCUUUGUGAUUCUUAUUCUGUUCCAGAUUUGUGUCAUUUUAAAGAUGCUACCCUCAAAUGGUCUGACUUGCUCAUGUUCUGUUUGGGCAGGAUGCAGGAGGGGAAAGGUAACAGACUACCUCGACUUCAGUUUAUGGCAAGAUUUUCAAAAAUGGCUAGUGAUUUUGGAUGUGCAACCCAACCUCUUUAACAGGGCAGGUGCUCAGCACUUUCUGAAAAUCACACCCUUUUAUGAUGUCUUAAGUUGGGUACUUGAAAGCAUCAGCUGUUUUUGAAAAUCUUGAUCCAUGCUUGUCUCCCUCCAUUACUGUCCACAUAAGGCUGAAUUACUCUAAAACCAAAACAUUUCAAAACCAGGUAGCUAUGAAGCAACAAGUUCGCAUCACCUACCAAAUCCAAGUACUGAAUAGCAAGAAAUAAAAAGUGAAAGAAAUUGUAAAUUUCAUAACACCCACAAAAUAACCAGCGUACAUACACUAAGUGGGCCUCUGUUCCCUUUCUUCCUUGUGCAAUUAUUUACAUCUGUGCAAAGUGGGUGUACGAGUGACCAAGGAGAGAAGGCAACGGAGAAUUGAACCCACUAGUAAACGAAGUACAAAAAGACAUAUUUCAUCCCAAAACAGCAAACUGAUUUCUGAUCAAUUAGAUUAAAAUAUAUUUUAAUUUGAGCACUUGUCUAAAUUUCUUCUGUGUCUAUACCUCUUCAUGUGUGAGAUCAGAACAUUUUUGCCAGCACUGUUCAUUGGUUUCAUCCGUUCACAGUGUCGCCUCAAGACUCUAUUCCACUUAGGGUUAUACAAAGGGAUGGUAUGAUCAAAGGACCCUCACUUCCUUUCACCACUUCUUGCUGUUAGAGCCAAUUGGCAGUGUUACAUCUUGUCCGCUCACACAUUACUUUAUCUGUAAAUAGUUUAGUUAGUGGUGGGUAGGAUACACUGUAGUUUUAUUUGGUAGGUUUUUAGUUUAAUAGUGUGUUUGGGUUUUGCUUUUUCCCCAGUAGAGAACUUUCCUCAUGUCUUCUCAGAAUUUCCCAGGUUUUAAAUGUGUCAUGUGGGACUGUUAAGCCUCUUAAUGACACCCACUCUAAUUGUCUUUACUCCCUGGAUGAGGGAGAUGUUAUGGAAAAAUUUAAGGAUUGUAAGUCCUUAUCCAAAGAGCUGCUAGAUCCAGAGAAAAUAGGCUUAAAACUUUAUCUGUUAGAGAAAUCAGUGAAGCUUGGCUCAGACCUUGAAGAGAGGACAGGACAAUUAUCAGCUAAAAGUGUCUCUGCUGUGGCUUCAGGGGGCUUGAUUACCUAGACACCAGUGAACAUAGUUCCCAGAAAGACUUUAGGGGUCAGUCCCCUAUUAAAACUGCUGAAAAAGGAUGAGGGAGAACGUCCUCCAAUUCUUGUUCUUCAAAGAGAUCUACUCCAAAAAUGAACUCCAGUCUCUCCAGGUCUCAUGAAGAGUGUGCCCCGAAGAUCAUGAAGGUGCUGGUGUCUGAUUCUCAGGCAGUGAGAAAAGGGCUCGCCUCAGCAACGACAGUGCUCUCCUUGGCUCCUCCUCUUUUGUCUCUGGUGCUGUUAGCUCCAAGACAGGAGUACUUGGGGCUGGCUUAUUCAGUGCAGUACUUUUGGGUGCUGAGGUUGCAGACACUGGAGUCCAUGGUGCUGAAAGUUUCAGUGUUGGUGUUUCAGAAGCUGUUGCCCUUGGAACCAACUGUAUCUCAGACCUCAGUACCUGUUCUGCUCUUGGCACAGCAGAAAGGAGUGGCUGAUGUGUACAGCACCAAGGGAGCCACUUCAGGAUCUUUGGGCAUGGAGCCUGGGGCUCCUGUAGGAUCAGCCCCUUCACAGGGAGAUGAAGCAGCACCAUCUGUCUUCCUUUUCUGACAGGGAAGAUGCCUCACCUUCAUACCUUGGUUGCCAUGCUAUGAUCCAUAUAUAUUGGGGAGGCAGACGAGGGUUAAAGGCAAACAAAAGCAGGUUAAGCCAAUUGCUUACCUGGUAUCCAGCCUUCUGGCCAUGUUCUUUAGAUCCAUAUGGUCAGAGCUCUUGGCCUUAUACGCCCCUUUUAACUAUCUACACUCCGCCAGAUACUUUUUAGCAUCUUCUUGCAGCAACAGAUCUUGUUCACCUCACAAACCAUCUGUGCUUCAGCAACUACUUCAGCAGGUCAGGGCCCCUGCUUCCUCCCCACCUUUGGUUCUCAUUGAGGACAUUGCUCAGCAUCAGACUGUUGAUGUUAUUCCAGUACAUACAUUGAAUGAUUCAGCUUUACCAGCUCAGACUUCACUUCAUGAUGAUUAAAAUUGUACCGGUAAUUAUUCAGUGAAUGGCAAAGGUACCUGAAAUCCCGAUUCAGACUGUCCAAGACAAGGGACAUAAAUUGUUGGAGAUUUCAAAUACGUCCCUACCUGAGACUCCUUUUGCUCAUAAACAAGGGUGUUUUAGAACCAGUGCAGUUACUGUGGCAGACCCCAGCAGCUUCUAAAAGGUAGCAGGUCCCAUUAGCUGAGUUUGACUGUUUCUACUGCCAUCUUGAUCUCGGGUCUCUGGACCGAUAAAAACCCUUUAAAAGUAUCCCUAAGAAUAAAGAACCAAAGAAGCUGGAUCUCCUGGGCAUGAAAAGUCAUUCGCCCUUGAGCGUACAGCUUUGUUAGCAAAUUAUCAGGCUCUUCUUUCUCACUGACUAUUUUCAGGGGAUAAAACUGAGGAGUUUCUGGAUAAAUGUCCACCGUACUUUAGAAAGGACUUUAAAUCUCUCAUCUCAAGUCAGUUAAUGGCUAAGCCCUCUGUGCAGGUUACAAUUGGUGCUGCUGAUAUAGCAUCAAGUUCUUUGAGUGCUGGUGUGUCUAUGGGUACACAACGGCUCCAUGCACUUGAGAAUUGGAAGAUUAUUGCAAGAAGUGUCCUUUGGUCCACGUCUGCACUUUUCUACUCCUUGUGCCCCAGAUGAGAGGUAUAAGCGGUGGUGUGGACCGUCCACCUCUCCAUUUCCUUUCUACCGCUGUGUAGUCUGAGACAAAACCCUCCAGUGUCCAUGAAGUUGAUCAUUCGACUUCAUUUCUGUAGGUAUUGUAAAAAAUAAAAUUUUGGUAAUAGCAGUUUAUAGAGUUAGUUUAGUUAGGUAGAUUUUGGGGACUCCCCUGUCUGGGGCUGCUGUCGUCCUGGCGAAGGAUUCAGAUUAUGCCCAGGAUUCCAGGCUUCAAGGAUGGCUUCUCCUGCCCCCAAUCCUUGCUGGUCAGCGAUGACCAUCAGAGGUGUCGGUACUUCUUUGGAGAAGCUCAUAUCUCUGCUAAGUGGAUAUCUGCCAUUCCUUUUGCAUUUGAACCCAGUAAGCUCAGAAAUUCAGACUUAGGAAACAUCUCAUGGAAUAUGCUGUGAGGGCCAAGCCUAAUCUGCCAAUGUACAUGGGGAGGCUGCCUGGCCCAGAAGCAUUGAGGAACAUACCACCCAGCUCUGUAAUCUCUAAGACAGGGGCAAGCAAAGACAAAGCUAAGGAAUCCUUUUCCCAGGCUCACCAUGAGGGUAGAAAGCCUCUCAAAAGCCUAAAGAGAGAUCCCACUCCAGAACAAUGUCCUAAGAUGAGAGCUGUUUCCCUAGCACCUUUCAUGAACGAGUGACUCUUUGUGCCUGGUUCCAAGAGGCUCAAGAGCACAUACGAGUUCUGAUAACCAUCCCACUGGCUCCAAAUAGCUUAAGUACCUGCAUGUUGGCAGAGGCAUGAGCCAAGACUCGGAUAACCGUCCAGAACCCGAUGUACCACUGGUACCAAUGUGAGCGCAUAAGGUAACACCAGCUCCCCAGGGAGAAGACUCUUCAAUCCCUUGAUGACAGCUUCACUCCAGGGGAUAUCGUUGUUCUGGACCCAGGAUCUCCCCUUUUAUUGGACCUGGUCUUUACAAGGGAGAUUCUUACACUGGCAGUCCACAAACACUACUCCUUACUGGACUCAUAGAUCAUCCUUUCAAAUCUUUGGGUUCUUGUUCCCUGUUGUCUUCAUGGACAAAUAUAGCUUUCCUAAUGGCUAUUACAUCAGCAUGUAAGGUGAGUGAGUUGUAAGCAUCUUUGACAGGGCUGCCAUAUAUGAUUUUUUACAAAGACAAGGUUAUUCUCAGACUGCACCCUAAUUUUUUUCUUAAAAUGCUGUCUGAUUUUUCAUUUAAAUAAAUCUGUACAUUUACCAGUGUUCCUUCUGAAACCACACUCAACCAAGGGUGAAGCUGAACUACACAUAUUAGAUGUCAUAUGUGCCUUGUCCUUUUAUUUCACUAAAAAAUCUUCUCCAGUAGGAACAGAGAGGUUAUUUUACCUGUGUAUUUGGCACUGGUGCGACAGCUGCAGAAAAACUGUCUCUACUUCUGGUGUUCACAGUUCAAGAAGGAUAUUAAUAAAUUGGAGAGAGUUCAGAGAAGAGCCAUGAGAAUUAAUAAAGGAUUAGAAAAUGUGCCUGAUAGUGAUAUUCAAGGAGCUCAAUCUACUUUACUUAACAAAUAAAAGGUUGAGGUGACUUGAUUACAGUGAGUUAAUACCUACAUGGGGAACAUUUAAUAAUGGGCUCUCCAGUCUAGCAGUGAAAAGUGUAACAUGACCCAAUGGCUGUAAGCUGAAGCUAGUUAAACUUAGACUGAAAAUAAAAGGUAAAUUUUUAACACUGAGAGAAAUUAAACAUUGGAACUACUUAUUGGUGGCAUGGUGAAUUCUCCAUCAUUGACAACUUUUGAAAUCAAGAUUGGAUGUUUUUUCUAGAAGAUCUGCUCCAAGAAUUUUUCUGGAGGAAAUUCUCUGGCCUAUGUUAGACAGGCAGUCCAAUUAGAUGACCACAAUGGUCCCUUCUGGCUUUGGAAUCUAUGAAUUUAGGUCAUCCCCUUGGCUGUUUGCGUCUGUUGCUGAAAGAUCUAAGAUUCAGGCAAUUUCAACCCAGAGAAUUUCUAGAUGGAUGUCAGGCUGUAUAAAGUUAUGUUAUGAGAUGGCCAGUUUACAGCUAUUUGGGAACAUUAGGGCAUAUUCAACCAGGGCCCAGGCAGCCUCAUUUAGAGGUAUUUGAUAAUUGUAGGGAUGCUACCUGGAGUAAUGUAUGUUCACAAAAUAUUUAUUGUGGAGAUGUCACAUGCUUAUGCUCACUUGGGUGGGGCUCUAUUAAAAUCCAUGUUUAAUUAGACUUGCAGUAGUACCCUCUGCCUCUGUGGUAUACUCCUUGUGACCCACCGGAUGUGGAUCAUAUCUAGACAAGCACACAAAGAAGAAAGGGAAGUUACUUACCUUUUCAGUAACUGGAGUUUUCAAGAUGUUUUCUACGUGUGUUCCACAACCCACCCUCCUUUCCCCACUACUGCCAGACCUAAUACCUUGAACUGGGUAGUGGUGAAAGAUCUGAGGGUCAGUUGGCAUGCCUCCCCCUUUUAUACCCUUGGGGGUGGAAGGAGAUAGGCUUGAGGCUAUGCAGGGAAUGGGUGUGACCAAUGGACACCGCUUGCUAAAGUGUUCCAAUAUCCGGCAUGUGGAGAACAUAUAGACAAUACAUCUCAAAGAAUUCUAGUUAUGGACCAGGUAAGUAACCUCCCUUUGUGGUCUUGAUUUUGAUAACAUAUUUUGUAAGAAAAUGUAGAUAUGUUAGAAAUAUUGUUAAUACAUUUGACAAUUAACAGUAAAAUAUUUUGUACCAUG